Cuscuta europaea is the source of this 2387-nucleotide messenger RNA. The record is from the annotation of a GenBank genome assembly. NCBI's taxonomy places the organism in Eukaryota, Viridiplantae, Streptophyta, Magnoliopsida, Solanales, Convolvulaceae.
GUGAGAUUUAUACGUGAACGUACGAAAGGUCGAAACCAAAAUGUGUAAGCUUAGCAAGAGCAGGUUCCUCAAUGCAGGGAAAAAGCAAAUGGGGAAGAGGCUUGUUGCACACUUGCACCCCGGGCUUCUCUUUCCUCCCAACACAUCUCAUUUUAUUUUGACCUUCGCCACUACCACCUUCUCCUCUGCUUCCUCCUCCCUGCUCGAAACUUUCCUCUCCACAAAUCUCAUUAUAUUAUCUCUCGCAUUCUCUGCAUCUGUAUAUAUUCAUUUGGCUCUCUCUCUCUCUGCAUGUGUCCGCGUAUAAUAUUACUUCCUUAUAGUUUUUUCACCCGUUCUGAAAAUUCCAACCCCCUGUGCAGAAAUAUAUUAGUUCUUUUUUUCGAUUUUCAAGACAUGGGUAGUUGCUUUUCAACAUCUAAAGUCAGUGGUUCUAACAGCAGCCGCGCCACUUCUUCCGGCACCACCGCGGUGAACAUCCGCAAGGGGGCGGUCAUAAAGGAGCCGCAUUGUUCUGUACAAAAGGCCGCUCACAAAGGGCAUGAGCGUCAACAGCCGAAUUCCCGGAAAAGUGGGGUUAUCCCUUGUGGGAAGAGAACAGAUUUUGGAUAUGAUAGGGAUUUUGAUAAAAGAUAUAGUCUUGGUAAGUUAUUAGGACAUGGCCAAUUUGGAUACACGUACGUUGCCACCUACAAGUCCAAUGGAGAUCGUGUUGCUGUUAAGAGAAUUGAGAAGAACAAGAUGCUUCUUCCCAUAGCUGUUGAGGAUGUAAAGCGUGAAGUCAAAAUAUUGAAGGCCUUAGCUGGUCAUGAGAAUGUGGUUCAAUUUCAUAAUGCAUUUGAAGAUGAAAAUCAUGUAUAUAUUGUAAUGGAAUUAUGUGAAGGCGGAGAGCUUCUUGACCGUAUUCUGGGCAAGACUUACAAAUAGUUUCCCUUUAAUUAGAAAAGACAGCCGUUACACUGAGAAGGAUGCAGCAAUAGUAGUGAGGCAGAUGCUCAAAGUUGCGGCACAAUGUCAUUUACAUGGUUUGGUCCAUCGUGAUAUGAAACCUGAGAAUUUUCUUUUCAAAUCACCAAAAGCAGAUUCUCCAUUGAAAGCAACUGACUUUGGUCUUUCAGAUUUCAUAAGACCAGGGAAGAAAUUUCAAGAUAUUGUUGGAAGUGCAUAUUAUGUUGCCCCUGAGGUAUUGAAGCGUAGAUCAGGGCCUCAAUCUGAUGUUUGGAGCAUCGGUGUAAUAACCUAUAUUUUGCUCUGUGGUCGGCGACCUUUUUGGGACAAAACAGAAGAUGGUAUAUUCAAGGAGGUUCUUAGAAAUAAGCCCGAUUUUCGUCGCAAGCCAUGGCCGAGCAUAAGCAACAGUGGUAAAGAUUUUGUUAAUAAGUUAUUGGUUAAGGAUCCAUGUAUUAGACUCACUGCUGCUCAGGCCCUCUCACAUCCAUGGGUCCGAGAAGGCGGUGAUGCGUCUGAUAUUCCAUUAGACAUUUCUGUACUUUCGAACAUGCGCCAAUUUGUUAAGUAUGGCCAUCUAAAGCAGUUUGCAUUAAGGGCAUUUGCUGGCACACUUCACGAGGAAGAGUUGGCUGAUCUGAAAGAUCAAUUUUCGGCCAUUGAUGUAGAUAAAAAUGGUGUUAUUAGUCUUGAAGAAAUGAGACUGGCUCUUGCCAAGGAUCUACCAUGGAAGUUGAAAGAGUCACGGGUUAUUGAGAUUCUUCAAGCGAUUGACAGCAAUACAGACGGGCUUGUGGAUUUCCAGGAGUUUGUUGCAGCCACUUUACACGUAAAUCAGAUGGAGGGACAUAACUCAGAAAAGUGGGAGCAAAGAUCACUAGCCGCUUUUGAGAAGUUUGAUAUUGAUAGAGAUGGAUAUAUCACUCCAGAUGAACUUAAAAUGCACACUGGAUUAAGAGGCUCCAUAGAUCCACUCCUGGAGGAAGCAGACAUUGACAAAGAUGGGAGGAUAAGCCUAUUGGAAUUCCGUAGGCUAUUAAGAACUGCGAGUAUGGGCUCCCGGAACUUCGCAAGCCCGUCUUCAAGACAAGGCCGGAGACUCUAACUUGCAUAGAAGUGUGCUAUUCGUUCAAUCUGCAUUUACCAUCAAAUCAAAUAGACAAAGAAAGAGUGUCCCAGUUGGCAAUCCAAAAAAGGCAAACAAAACAAAAAUCAAAUUAAGGUGCUUUUGUCCUUGCAUAGUUGCAUGGGAAAUGUUUUGUGUAUGAUGUAGUGGGAGAUGUGGGCAAUUGUCAUCUCUUUUUUGUUCAACAUCGUGUAACCUUCAAUCUCGACUAGUUAAUAAAGCUGCUGCAAGUAGGCAUGGACCGGGCUCCGGGCUUGGGCGGGCUCCGGGUCCAAAAUAUUCAGGCCCGGUACCGGCCCGAGUUAGUACCAGG